This is a messenger RNA of Rhododendron vialii, 1071 nucleotides long. RefSeq names its product tobamovirus multiplication protein 2B. Bases 101 to 592 code for a protein of 163 amino acids. Lineage: Eukaryota; Viridiplantae; Streptophyta; Magnoliopsida; Ericales; Ericaceae. The transcript is spliced from 5 exons. The record is from RefSeq and is a predicted model, not a curated record.
GGCCUUCUUUUUAAACUGGCCCUGAUUUGGGAUUUCAAUUUUUCAAUCCCAAAUAGCAUCGAUCUUUCACUCUUCCGCCGAGCGAAGCAAAGUGAAAAAAAUGGCGACGAAUUCGUCUAAGCCAGCCGUUCCGAGCGGUGGAAGAGCGGCAAGCAGCAGAGAAGGGUCAGCAAAAGCCAUGGUGGCCGAACAAAUCUCUCAGGCCGUUCAAUCCACCUCCAAUCUCCUCCACCUCAUGCAAGAAUCCUCUCCUUCACAGGUGUCUUGUUUACAGGUCCACUUAGCAAAGCUUCCUAGAAACCUAUUGGCUAAAACCUCUACUAUUAAGAACACUGAGCAGAUAUUAGAGCAGAUGCCCCAUGUAAUUUCAUCUUUGGAUGCACAUUUGGACAAUGGAUUACAAAGCGUUCCUCAUCUCAAAACAGUAACUCAACUACUUGCUAAUAUGGAAAGCUGCCAGCUUAAGUCUUUGUCCAAAGCUCCAUCCUCACAAGAGAAUUUUUUUUACGAUAUGAUGCGAUGCCUCGCCACAAGAUAUGGCCCAAAGUCAAAUAUUCACUUGCCAAAGAGCAAAUGUGCCAACCACUCUUGAGUUUUUGUCAAUUGCCGUCUUAGUGAAGCUCUUAGAAUGCAAAAAAAUUUCAGGUUAAUUAUCCUGUUUAAGUAUGUAAUUGUCCUACAUACAUCCAUAUGUGUUAAGUUAUGGAUGUAGUGUGUAAUUAGUUUAUCAUUGAUCUCUUAUGUAAAUAGAUUUGCAGAUAAGGGUCUUAGUGUGUUUACUUCUUUACUCUUGUAUAACUUCAACGUAAUGAGAAAAGUAACCCUAAUUUUUAGGUCUCAAUUCUAUCGUCUAAUUUUACAUGGUAUCAUAGCUUUAGUUGGGCCUUUCCAUGGUGGACCGUUGUCCAGUUGCCAUGCUUUGUGGGCCAGGAAGGUGUGUUAGAUUGUGUCCCACAUCGCUUGAAUAUGGCCCCUCUAUUUUGGUUAUAAGAUACAGCCUUUCCUACUCGAUUCAAGUCUGUUCCAACCAUUUCGGUGCUCUUUUCAAGUGCCCUUUUACUGUUUCGGCAG